Molecule: messenger RNA, 1947 nt
Organism: Anopheles coustani
Lineage: Eukaryota; Metazoa; Arthropoda; Insecta; Diptera; Culicidae
Gene: FMRFa
Product: FMRFamide-related peptides
Exons: 2
Coding region: 96-1202 (368 amino acids)
Biological process (GO): neuropeptide signaling pathway
Source: RefSeq, a predicted model, not a curated record
UUUUUCACGUUUCGCACCGCCGUCCCGUGCCGAAGGAGGCAAAGCCUGCGGGCAGUUCACAGUGACCUGACAGUGAAACCGGAGUAACGUGCGAAAUGUUUCCAUGCGCUGAAAGCAACAGCGGCACAAUGAAGCUCUACCUAUUUCUCGCCAUCGUCGUGUGCAAAUCGUGCAAUUACUUCUCCCACGCCGAGUACGACUCCCUCGUCGACUGGGCCAACCGGGGCCCGGCGGAAGCGGACGCGUCGCUCGAGGGCGGUGAGUUCGAAUGGUCCCCGUACGGGCGGCCCCCGUGGACGUCGGCGGUGAAGCGCAGCGCCAAGGCGGACAUUCAGACGCGUCGGCGGAGCUCCCUGGACAAGAACUUCAUGCGCUUUGGCCGGGCGGACCCGCAGGUGGUGCGCUACUCGCGGGCCUCCAACCUGAUGCGCUUUGGCCGCCCGGACCGCAGCUUCAUGCGCUUCGGGCGUGACAGUUGGACGGGCGCGGGACCCGACCAGCUGGACCUGGGCACGUUGGCUGGCGCGGAGGACCUGAGCAAGGAGUACGCGACCUCGACCGAGCAGCUGGAGCAGGCAGACCAGGCCUCGGGGUUGGCCUCGAAGCGCAAUGCGGCGGGCGGCGCCUCGGAGGAGAUGAUGGCCGCGGGGCUGUCGGAGUCGGGCGAGCAGAUCCGACCGAAGCAGGUCGUCUACUAUCGGCGGGACUCGCCGAAGAAUCUGAUGCGUUUCGGCAAGCGGCGGCCGGCGGGCGCCUCCGGUUACAUGCGCUUUGGCCGGGCGAACUUAAUGCGCUUCGGUCGGCGAAGCGACGAACCCGAGCUGGACGACCGUGCCCCGUUGAUGUUUGGGCGCAUUGCCCGUGCCGGCUCGUCCAAUCUGAUGCGAUUCGGGCGCGCCGGCAACCUGAUGCGUUUCGGACGCUCCGGACCCAGUGAGACGGCCCCGGCCGGACCCGCAAGAAACCAACCCAGCAAUGGAACAUCCUCACUUCCGGCGGAAGACGGCAGCGCGCCGGUGGCCCGAGCAACCGCGACACUUCCCGCGAAUCUGCUCGAACUACUCGACGGCGAUCGAUUGGUGCCGGGGCUGACGAAGGACCAGGAACUGGCACUGCUCGACGCGAUCGACGCUGGCGAGGGUGGUGCAGCCCAACGCGUCGGUUCCAACGAACGACUACCGCUGUACGUCGUCGAGAAGUAGUCGGUUCCUCGACCCGAUCACCCCAAACGAUUUCCCUCGCUUGCCGCUUGAUGCAAAAGUACGGAUUGCAAACUCCUUCCCUUCUCCCAGAGUAAUCCGCAAAAUGGCGUAUUGUUGAUAAAAUAACAUAACAUAACGAACGCGAAUAAUCCAACAGGACACGUUUCGAACUGGAUGCAUUCCACAAUGUUAACAAAACAAAAAACAUAAAGGCUGGUAUCAACAAUGCGGAUCAUUUUGCACUACCUAUCGCGGGGAGAAAUGGGCGAAAUUUAAAGAGGACUUAUUUAACAAAUGCCAAAAAGUAUUAACUAGCUCGCCGGAAGAAAGCUACGGAUGGACAAUGGAAAAAGUGGAAACUGCUUCGAUGGGAAUAAAGAACAUUUGACGACGGACGCAACCGAUGCAAACAGAAGACGAGAGGAAAACGAAAGCGAAAGAAAGUGAACUAUGUAUCAAUUAUCCUUCGCCCCAAUACCUUUGCACGUAGUUUCCAAGAUUUAAGGGGGGAUCUAGUGGCAGCUCAGCAACAAAACAAAACAAAACAAAAAAACUAAUACUAAAUUAAACCUUAACGCAACCAACCACGGGAGCAUUAGAUGCUCGCCAAAAAAGGUAUAUUUAAUGAGAGGACAAUGUUAAUGAUCUUAGCAAUUGAGAAUAUUAAUUAUAUUAUUGUAUACAUAUACACACAGCACAUUAAAGCAUCCAAGCAAAAGAAAACUCAUAUAAACAGGCAAACAGA